AUGACUACAGAAGAUAAUCCCUCACUGUGGGGGUUCGGAACGACAAAAACGUUUAAAAUUCCCGUCGAACAUUUGGAUUUCAAGUACAUAGAGAAAUGUUCCAAUGUUAAGCAUUUGGAAAAAAUUCUCUGUGAGCUCCGGUCCGGCGAGGAAGGGUAUUAUCCUGAACUUACAGAGCUCUGUGAAAAGCGCCUUCAAAAACUGGCCCCUCAAAGUCGGGCUCUGCGGAAAGACAAGCCUGCAGCAACCGCGUCCAGUUUUACCGCAGAAGAGUGGGAGAAAAUUGACGGGGAUAUAAAGAGCUGGGUGUCGGAAAUUAAAAAAGAAGAAGGCAAAAUCCAGUGCACCGACGCCGAAACAGUCCCGGCGCCUCGUGGGGACCCACUCCCUCCCGUCCGCGGUGCCAGGAACUCUCUCUGCGACAGGAAGGAAAAACACACCAAAAGUAAACCGGCUAAAAAGAAAAUUCCAAGAGAUUAUGCAGAGUGGGACAAAUUUGAUGUGGAAAAGGAGUGCUCAAAGCUUGAUGAAGAUUACAAAGAAAAAACUGUGAUAAACAACAAGUUGCAUUUGUCUAAAAUUGAAACGAGUAUAGACAUAACAGGCCUCACCGAGAAGGAGAGAGAUGUUCUUGCUACCCGUGAAAGGGAGAAGGGCAAUGAAGCCUUCCACUCUGGAGACUACGAGGAGGCUGUCAUGUAUUACACGAGGAGCCUGUCUGCCCUGCCCAGCGUAGCGGCCUACAGCAACCGCGCUCAGGCCCAGCUCAAGCUGGAGAACUGGAACAGCGCCUUCCUGGACUGCGAGAAGGUCUUGGAAUUAGAGCCUGGAAACAUAAAGGGUCUUCUACGCCGGGCCACAACAUAUAAACAUCAGAACAAGCUCCUGGAAGCCAAAGAAGAUUUAAACAAAGUGCUGGAGGCUAAACCAGAUGAUGCGCUAGCCAAAAAAAUCUUGGCAGAGGUUGAAAGAGAGCUGAAAAGUUCUGGACCCGUCUCUAAGACUCAGACCAAAGGGAAAAGACUGGCGAUUCAGGAAGUAGAAAACUCUGAAGAUGAAGAUGGAAAGGACAGAAAGAAGCAGGAAGAGGGCAGUGGAGAUCAAAAGCCAGAUGGCCCUACCCAUGCCCAGGCCUCCAAGGCGGCGCAGCCGGCCCGGACCAUGGGCAACCUGCAGAAGCGGCCGGCGGGCCCGAGCGCGGGGGAGCGGCCGGGGGCGCGCGGGGCGCGGCGGAAGGAGGCGCGGGGCGGGCCGCAGGGCCAGGCGCCCCCCGCCCCCAGGCCGCCCCCGCCGGCCGCCCCCGCCGCCGACCCCGCCGCUGACCCCGCGGGCCUCCGCGGCCAGGGCAACGCGCUGUUCGCCAGCGGUCAGUUCUCCGAGGCGGCCGCCAGGUACGCGGCGGCGAUCGCGCAGCUGGAGCCGGCAGGCAGCGGCGUCGCCGAGGAGCUGAGCACCCUCUACUCCAACCGGGCCGCGUGCCGCCUCAAGGAGGGCGACUGCAGGGGCUGCGUGCACGACUGCUGCAGGGCUCUGGAACUUCGCCCCUUCUCCGUGAAACCUCUGCUGCGGCGUGCGCUGGCUUACGAGGCGUUGGAGCGGUACAGGGAUGCAUACGUGGAUUAUAAAACCGUCUUACAGGUGGACUGCGGGAUCCAGACGGCCAGCGACAGUGUUAACAGAAUAACGAGAAUUUUGAUCGAUCUGGACGGGUCGGGCUGGCGGGAGAAGCUGCCACCCAUUCCCGUGGUGCCCACGUCGGCCCAGGUGCGGGCCUGGCAGCCUGUCCCAGCGCCGUCCCCGGACCAGGCUGCAAAGUCCCACAGCCCUUGUUCGGGCAGUGGCCCAGAUGAAAACCUGUUUAAGACCCUUAAGGAGGAAGGAAACCAGUGUGUAAAGGAUAAAAACUAUACGGAUGCUAUCAGCAAGUACAGUGCCUGCUUAAAGAUUAAUGACAAAGAAUGCGCCAUUUAUACAAACAGGGCGCUGUGCUACCUGAAGCUGGGCCGCUGUGUGGAGGCGGAGCAGGACUGCUCGCGGGCGCUGCAGCUGGAGGCGGCCAACGUGAAAGCUCUCUACCGCCGGGCCCUGGCCCACAAGGGCCUGCAGAACUACCAGCAGAGCCUGAACGACCUCCGCCAAGUUCUGCAGCUGGACGCCAGCAUCGCCGAGGCCCGGACGGAGCUGGAAGAGGUCACUGGACUCCUGCAAGCGGCGGCGGUGCCCGCUCCCUCCGGCAAGGACAAGGAGAGACGGAAGAUCGAGAUCCAAGAGGUUGAAGAGCCCGAAGAGGAUCCCGGGAGCGCCCCGGAGGGGGGCAAGAGCCCCAGGCCCUCCGGGACCUUGGAGCCACUCCCCGUCACCACGCCAAGCAAUGCCUACGAGUUUGGCCAGCUCCUAAGUGCCAUCGGGGCCCGCGGUGACACAGACGCCUGCGCCCGCCUACUGUCCACCACUGACCCCGAGCGCCUGCCCGCCCUGCUGAGUAACAAGCUGGAAGGAGACACGUUCCUCCUGCUCGUCCAGGCGCUGCGAAACGGCCUCCUCAGUGAAGACCCUUCCCUGGUGUACCGGCACCUUUUCUAUCUGAGCAGAGUCGAGAGGUUUAGGAUGGUAUUGACGCUUAUCAGCAAGGCCCAGAAGGAACAAAUUGAACAGCUGUUCGAGGAUCUCAUGGCCAAACCAAACACGCAUUUCUCUCUGGAAGAGGUGCAGGCCUUGAGUCUGCAGUAUGACUGCCCGCCUUCCCCCCGCACCCCUGCGUCCCAGUCACUCUGACAGCGGGGCCAGAACUGCAUUGCGCGGAGACAAGAUUUUACUUAUUUUUAUACUGAGAACAUGUCUAUUCUACAAUCUGCUUUUUAUUAAUUGUAAAUAUUUUCUUAUGUGUCAGAACUAAUAUCUUUCUAUUUAAUAAGUGUAUUUGGGCCUUGCUAAAAUUAAAAUGCAUUUUUAUUUAUGGGCUGCAUCUUGGUUUGAAUGACUCGUGUUAAAAUUUUGUUGACUACAUUUCUUUGGGCUAGGAAGGGGUCCUCAAGACUGGUAGAAAUGUGUUUAAAAGUGGAAAUCAUUAACAUAGAUGAUUAUACCUCCUUUACUUCCUGCUAAGGUAAAAAUAUAAAUCUUAUUCUGUAUUACAGCUAAGGUGAAUGCAAUACUAAAGUCUAUAAUAUGAGAUUAUUACUGAAUUAUGAUUAUUAGCAUUAUAAAAGAAACUUGUUUAUUUCAGUAUCUGGCCCUGCCCCUGCAAAGAAAGGAAUUCUUUUCUAAGAUGGAAGCUUGUGUGAUCAUUAAGAACAGAAAUGGUCAAAACUUCUAUCAAUUAUUACUAGAUUUUCAAAGACUGCUUUCCCUUCUACAUUAUUUGUAUGAGCAAUAACAAAGCAAUAAAAGCAAGAACUCAGCCCGGGUUUCUGUUUGAAUCAUCACCUCACGUACUCCCCAAACAGUUCCUAUGUCUGCUACCUCUUCUUCUUCUCUUUAAGCACAUGCACCCCCGUCAUUGUAAAGGGGAAAGGGAGGAGGUCUUUAUCAUACUUGGCGCCUUGGCUAACUGUUCAAGUUCAAAGUAAUUAAUAAAACAUUAAGACCUGUA
This is a messenger RNA of Sorex araneus (European shrew), 3592 nucleotides long. It is a transcript of the gene SPAG1, whose product is annotated as sperm associated antigen 1. Lineage: Eukaryota; Metazoa; Chordata; Mammalia; Eulipotyphla; Soricidae. The transcript has 19 exons. Gene Ontology annotation, molecular function: heat shock protein binding. The record is from RefSeq and is a predicted model, not a curated record. The coding region runs from base 1 to 2775 and encodes 924 amino acids. Gene Ontology annotation, cellular component: cytosol; mitochondrion.